GAGGGCAUCAUCUCAACCCCGGUCUUAUGACGUCUACAUGCUGCAAUCCUACUAUUGACCACCUGCUUCAGGAAACCAGGGCUUAGGGCUCCGAAUUGAUACCGCUCUCCUUAUCGAUAAGGAAGCAGCAACUUACGGUGGGGACCUCAAGUGGACUCUCACACCUUUCCAAACGUAUGAAUACACGUUUAUCGGAGGUAAAUUACGAGGCGGAGGAAAUAUGAAGCGUGAAUAUCUUCCAACUGAGACACUUUCUGCUUGGACGAGGCUCAAUGGCAUCUCCGUCGAUGGGGUCACUUUCCGCAAGUUGCAAACCGAAGACGGCAUAGACAAGGGAUGCGCGAUAGUAGCGACAGGAGAGAAGUGCAAUGAGAGCUCGGAGACCGGAGGAGUAGAUGUGGAGACUCUUCUUCAAGUUCCCUAUGACUUGAUUCUGUCGCUCAGGUUGGUUGAAACUCAUGCCAAGUCUGAUCGGUAUCUGCGCGAGGUACUAGACGCCGUCGGCGAUUUUGGAAGAACAGCUAGGGGCGCGAUUUUGAUCUUCUUAAUCCUCCAGAUUACAUACUCUAGUCCGGAUUUCGCGGAUGAGCACCAUCGUAUCGGAGUGUCCAACCCCUGGACCGAAUAUAUACAGUAUUUGCCGUCUUCAAUAACGCUACCUACAUUCUAUACGGUUGAAGAGCGGGAGCUUCUGCGGGGAACAUCUCUAAAACUGGCGGUGGAUGCAAAGAUCGCCUCACUCGAGAAUGAAUUCGAACUCUUACGCCAAUCAACCGAAAACAUAACUUGGUGUCGCAAGCAUUGGUGGGAUGAAGAUACAGGGAAACUCAUGCUGGAUGACUGGAAAUAUGUCGAUGCUAUGUACCGAUCACGUAUGGUGGAUUUGCCAAGCUCUGGCCAUGCAAUGGUUCCAUGCAUUGACAUGGCUAACCAUGCAUCUGAGGAUAUUGUGAAAGCUUUAUACGAAGAGGACACGGAAGGCAAUGCGGUGCUUCAGCUACGAUCGGGGCGGAAACUUAAAUCCGAUGAGGAAGUUACUAUAUCGUACGGGGGCGACAAACCAGCAUCGGAGAUGAUAUUCUCGUAUGGAUUCCUCGAAAAAGAGAGAGAAGGCGCAAAGCAGAUAUUUCUCAAUCUGGAUAUCCCUGAAGACGACCCAUUGAUUAUGGCCAAGAAACGAGUUUGCAAGGCACCGCCAGGACUUCGGUUAUUCGAUGCUCCUACGGCGCAAAGGGGUAACACUGAUUGGGAUAGUCCGUUUGUCUGGUGGCUUUGCGUGAACCAAGAAGACGGGCUUGAAUUUGAAGUACUACAGACCAAUGAUGGGGGUAGAGAACUCAAGGUCAGUUGGAAAGGCGAAGAGAUCAAAGAUCCCAAUGACAUUAAAGCCUUCUUGGUCAAGGACCCUCUAUGGGAUAUCUUCCAGCUUCGAGCUGUGGUGACUGUACUCGAUCGGCUAGAAUCUCAUUUUCUCAUUCUUCGAGAAACUCAGAUCAUGGUUGAGGAGAUCAAUCACAACGAGGAUAUGCUUGCACUCUUCAGGCCUGAGGUGUAUAAUACAAUUAACAGUCUGCGUGAGUUGGAGGGGAAGCUGUUGGAGAAAGGGAUCGAGGAUUUGGUUCAGCAGAGACAGGAUCUUAUGGCGAGUGAGGCGGUCGCCGCAUAUCUCACCCAGCAGCAGGCUGAUGAUGUCGAAGAGGAUUUCUCGUGAUCAUCAAUUUAUGUAUAUGGCAAUAAGACACGGGGUCAUUUUCACCCAAUCCGCCACUGUGCUUGAGUCAUUGGUCUUGCUACGUUGCUAUACGAUCACUGUUAGCUGUUAGCAUCAUUUACAGUAAUCCAUACCGAAACCGGUGCCUGUUUGAGUUUCACUAUAUCCACUGCGGAAGGUCGAUCAUUC
This is a messenger RNA of Aspergillus caelatus, 1900 nucleotides long. Its product is annotated as SET domain-containing protein. Gene Ontology annotation, molecular function: protein-lysine N-methyltransferase activity. The record is from RefSeq and is a predicted model, not a curated record. The coding region runs from base 221 to 1711 and encodes 496 amino acids. The transcript has 4 exons. Gene Ontology annotation, cellular component: nucleus. Lineage: Eukaryota; Fungi; Ascomycota; Eurotiomycetes; Eurotiales; Aspergillaceae. Gene Ontology annotation, biological process: peptidyl-lysine monomethylation.